This is a messenger RNA of Gossypium arboreum, 2382 nucleotides long. RefSeq lists its product as uncharacterized. The record is from RefSeq and is a predicted model, not a curated record. Lineage: Eukaryota; Viridiplantae; Streptophyta; Magnoliopsida; Malvales; Malvaceae.
AUGAGGUUCUCAGUCUCACUCCCUCGAAGAUGCCCUCCGCAGGAAAGAUCCCCUCACGUGGGUGCUAAGACUAGGUCGGGAUCGGGGAAACUCACUUUGGCUGAACCAUCCGAAUCCGAUGCUUCCGCUAAGGCAGCUAAGUCUUUAUCAUUCUCUGAUCUUGGAAUAUCAGAUCCACCAGACGAGAAACUCAAUUCCGCACUGCUGCUGAGUCGUCGGACUUAUCCACCAAGGGAUUCGUGGAAUUUCUCGCCACCUUUUGGGUAUGCAGAUACUAAGAGUCCUCUCACUACCAACCAGCAGACAUCAUCUGGCUGGGUCUUGCCGGCUACGGGGGGAUCGGAGCAACAGGGAACGCCUAGACGACGUUUUUAUUCCUGGGCUGUAGUAAGUAGAUCGAGAGGUCGUUCCGCCCCCUGUCCCCGAAGAUGGGUAAUAUGUUCUCAAAAAAUGUUGUUCCAAUCUGACCUAGCUGGCGAGCGAUCCCAGUUCGCGGCAGAGAACAAGACAGCAAGCGAGCGUACCUUUGUUCGCUUCUUCUCCACCAAGCACGAAAGUUUAAGGAUAACUGUAGGUCGGUGGCUACCUAAGGAAACUCCGAUUCGAUCCGCCCCCCGGCUGGGAGGCAUUUACCUCAUCCCGAUCACAAGGAGAGGUUCACCAUGAUGGGGGUACUUUUUUAUUUUUUCCUUUUCAGAAAGAAUGAAAUGCAUAGGGGACCAUCCUUUUGUUGCGGCAUGCUCCUCAGAUUUACGGAUUCGCAGGGGGCCUCAGGCCCUACUUAGUUGACUGACAAUGACAAAGGCUUUCGAAACUAAGCUAAGUAGGGCCUUUUUGAAUUGAAUCUUAAGUAGUCUAUCAGUGGUGCGAAGCGGUUUUGCCCCUUUUCAGUAGGGGAGCGAAAGGUUAGACCUUAAAAAGUCAGCGAACAGCGGUUCUUCUAUGUAGGUAUGGCGUUCCCCCUUGACUUUCCUAACGUCGAGCUAAGUGACUUCGUAACCUUUGCGUAGCGUAGUAGAAUGAAGGCUACGCACCGACGCUCUCUUAUCUAUUAGCCUAAGCGUCUUCGCUAACUCGCUCGCCUACUAUACUAUACCCUACUAUACAAGACAUUAGUAGGCUAGGCUAACUCAGCCUCUUACUUCUACUAAUGUCUUGUAUAGUAGCGCCUUUUCCUUUUUGAAUAACCCAUUCUCAUUAUCUUUCAUAAGUCAAGUAGGCGAACCCAUAGGUCCUUAGUAGCGUUGACAAAGAAGAACAGCCGGUUAAAAGACAACGAAUCUUUUUCUUUAUAUUAUAUAUAGGCCAGCUUGACAAGCUCUUGAUCUGAGGUGCGAAGAGAAACAUUUCUUUUUUAUGACUUCUACUUAUCGAUCCCGACCCGGAAAGUGACCGACCAGGGCCCUAUUGAUGAAUGAAAGAAAAGGUUUAUGAGCCCUAGCCCUGUAAGCCCACACCUGUGUAGAGUAGAUCGUUCAACACCUGCGGCACAAACCCAUUUUUGACCUAUUGGUCCUAGUAUCAUAGGCGACCGAACGGCCGCCCCCUAAUUACUAGACCGACCUGCUGUAAUAAUUCCAUAAACACCUAGCGAAGAUAUGGCAAACAAAUAAAGUAGCCCUAUGUUCGAAUCUGACAAUACCAUACCAUAAUCAAAAGGUACAACGGCCCAAGCGACCAGACUUAACAUAAAUGUAGCCACUGGAGCCAUUCUAAAAAGGGAGAAAUUAGCACUACUUGGUGAAAUAGGUUCUUUUAGAAUCAAUUUCAAACCAUCUGCUAGAGGUUGUAACAAUCCGAACGAUCCCACUACAUCAGGACCCUUUCGACGUUGCACAAAAGCCAUUACUUUACGUUCAGCUAGCACUAAAAAGGCUACUCCUAGUAAAAGUGGUAGAAUUAUUCCAAGUAUUUCAGCUGGAACAGCUAUGUACGUUUUCGAUUUUCUAUUUACUCAUGAUCUGGCCUGGUCGACCCAAUCAUGAUAUUGAAGGAUGGGACCUUUUCUCGAAAAACAAAACUCCGGAUCCCGAGAAGAGUUGAAGAUGGUGCAACAUCGAAUCCUGUUAUCUUACUUCGAAUGGAAUCUUAGCCCGCCUCAUUUGCUUUCUUUAUUGCAUAAGGGCAUAAGCGAAGUCAAGGGAUUUUCUUCUAACUAGUGGCUGAGAGUAAGCAAGCUACCUUCAUUCAACAGCUUUGUGGUUGAGUCAAUAACAUGCUCUGGGUCGGGAAUCUUUGCUCUUCUCUUUUGCAUUUUCGCUGCCUGCCUUCUUCUUCGUGUUCGUCCGUAUCGCAAAGCGGGUCGACGCCAGCUAUAAUGGUUGAAAAUAGGGGGGCCAACCAAGACCCCCCUAAUAAAGCUUUGUUUGAUAAAGCAAACGA